This is a messenger RNA of Epinephelus fuscoguttatus (brown-marbled grouper), 652 nucleotides long. RefSeq names its product cytochrome c oxidase subunit 6B1. Bases 124 to 384 code for a protein of 86 amino acids. The transcript is spliced from 4 exons. NCBI's taxonomy places the organism in Eukaryota, Metazoa, Chordata, Actinopteri, Perciformes, Serranidae. The record is from RefSeq and is a predicted model, not a curated record. Gene Ontology annotation, cellular component: mitochondrion; respiratory chain complex IV.
CAUCAGCACAUAUCCCAGCAUCCUUUGCGCGGUGACGACGAAGGGCAUAUUUCCGGAGCGCUCCGAGGACACAUCAAGAAACGUCCCAAGUAUCUUUCAGACGUGUGAUUGAAGUUCAUCAAGAUGUCUGAGACAAUUGAGGACAAGAUCAGGAACUACAGGACGGCUCCCUUUGACGCCCGUUUCCCAAACACUAACCAGACCCGCAACUGCUUCCAGAACUACCUGGACUUCCACAGGUGCAACAAGGCCCUGUCAGCCAAAGGCCAGGAUGUGGCUCCCUGUGACUGGUACCACAGGGUUUACAAGACCCUCUGUCCCAUGAGCUGGGUCGGCAAAUGGGAUGAGCAGAUAGAGAGCGGAAGUUUCCCUGGGAAGAUCUGAAACUGACAGCCGUUGUUGAUCAGGACAGUCUAUAACACUCUGUUACGCGCACGUUUACCUCCUCUUUAGUGUGCCUAAGGACAUCUUCAAAAAGCUAACACAUCUUCAUCGGUGAUGUUACUCUUAUUGACUUAAAAUGUAACCACGCACAACUUUUUACCCUGCAUGUUAAGGUCUGAAGGUUUUUCCUGUCCUUACUGUAAAGUUCUUUCCGGCUUUGUUCAUCAAUAAAUACAGUGCAGAUUUAAUAAAAGGAUGUCGUUCAUUA